Ambispora gerdemannii is the source of this 321-nucleotide messenger RNA. Lineage: Eukaryota; Fungi; Glomeromycota; Glomeromycetes; Archaeosporales; Ambisporaceae. The record is from the annotation of a GenBank genome assembly.
AUGGCAAAAUCCGCUCUCAUCUGCUUUAUCUUGGUUAGCGUCGCUCUCCUCAUCUUAGUAAACACUCCUUUCAACAACGCAGCUCCGAUUGAACGAUCCUACGAAAAAGAUGAUAAAAAAGAUGAUAAAAAAGACCACAAAAAAGAUGGAGGAGAUCAUCAAACUCAGAAAGACAUCAGAUACUGCUUUAUUGAUAAUGAUGGUAAGACUAAGAUUACAGAUAAUGCCGUAUAUCUCUGCCAAGGAGGACUUAAUGCGUAUGAUAGUAAAGUUGGGGAUAACACUAACGUAGGAAACUUCGGCCCUUACCAAAAUAGCUAA